AUGGAAACAAGCAAAGCAGAAGGAAAGAGGGUUGCAAAGGUAGCCACAUUGGUUAAGGGAGAGGAAGAUCGGGAAGAUGAAGACGAUAAAAAUAAGAAGAGGGCAUUGACUCUUACCACAAUAAGGGAAUCGAGUGCAGGAGGAUCCGUGCAGCCUUGUUGUCAGGUACAAGACUGUACUGUGGAUAUGGCUGGAGCUAAACCAUACCAUCGCAGGCACAAAGUCUGUGAGUUUCACUUCAAGGCUCCUGCAGUUCUUGUUGCUGGGCUCCAACAACGUUUCUGCCAGCAGUGCAGCAGGUUUCAUGAGGUAUCAGAAUUUGAUGAAUCAAAAAGAAGUUGCCGCGGGCGCUUGGCGAUGCACAAUGAGCGACGCCGCAAAAGCCUAAAUGAUUCUCGUUAA
This is a messenger RNA of Fraxinus pennsylvanica, 402 nucleotides long. NCBI's taxonomy places the organism in Eukaryota, Viridiplantae, Streptophyta, Magnoliopsida, Lamiales, Oleaceae. The record is from the annotation of a GenBank genome assembly.